AUGUACAACAACAUAAUAACUAAGAGUAAACCAUCAUUACUAUCACUAAAAUCUUUCUAUAGAUCAUUACGUAUUAGACCAAGGUUACUACCUUUAACUGGCAAGAAUCCGCAGAUCCAUUCAAAUCAUUCACUACAAAUAAUAUCAUCAUAUUCAAAAAUGACAGGUACUAGUAAGGCUGAUGUUACAGCAAUUAAGAAAAACUUCCCCUUAAAAAAAGUUGAGUCAGCAGUCUCAGUGGUCAGUUUACACCGUCAUCCAUUCAAAGUCACUGUUAUCGGUUCAGGUAACUGGGGUACUACUAUUGCUAAAGUGGUUGCCGAAAACACAAAGUUACAUCCACAUCUAUUUAAGGAAACGGUUGAAAUGUGGGUUUUUGAUGAAAAGAUUCCAAAAUCUAAAGAUAGUGAAGAAUAUGAAAUGUUGACCGAUAUAAUAAACACAAGACAUCAAAAUGUUAAGUAUUUGCCAGAUAUUGAUUUACCACAUAAUUUGCAUGCUAAUCCAGACUUACUUGAUAGUAUAAAAGAUGCCGAUAUUUUGGUCUUUAAUGUUCCACAUCAAUUUUUAGCUAAGAUUGUCGAAAAUUUGAAGGGACAUGUCAGACCACAUGUUCGUGCUAUAUCAUGUUUGAAAGGUUUCGAAGUUGGUAGAAAGGGUGUCCAACUAUUGUCUUCCUAUAUUACUGAUGAAUUGGGUAUCCAAUGUGGUGCUUUAUCAGGUGCCAACUUAGCCCCUGAAGUGGCAAGAGAACACUGGUCUGAGACCACCGUUGCUUAUCAAUUACCAAAGGAUUUCAGAGGUGAAGGAUAUGAUGUUGACCAUCGUAUUUUGAAGAUUUUAUUCCAUAGGCCGUACUUCCAUGUUAAUGUGAUUGAUGAUGUGGCAGGUAUUUCCAUUGCGGGUGCUUUGAAGAAUGUUGUUGCAUUGGCAUGUGGUUUUGUUGAAGGUCUGGGAUGGGGGAACAAUGCCGCCGCUGCUAUUCAACGUGUCGGUCUUGGUGAAAUCAUCAAAUUUGGUAGAACAUUCUUUCCUGAGUGUAAAGUUGAAACAUACUAUCAAGAAUCUGCAGGUGUUGCUGAUUUGAUCACGACAUGUUCAGGUGGUAGAAACGUUAAAGUUGCCAAGCACAUGGCUAAGACAGGUAAAGAUGCAUUUGAGAGUGAAAAGGAGCUUCUGAACGGUCAAUCUGCACAAGGUGUUAUUACUUGUAAGGAAGUUCAUGAAUGGUUAGACACUUGUGAAAUGACACAAGAAUUCCCAUUAUUUGAAGCUGUUUAUCAAAUUGUUUAUAACAAUGUUCCAAUGAAGAACCUACCUGAAAUGAUUGAAGAAUUAGAUUCUUUUGUUACUGAAGACGAUUAA
Molecule: messenger RNA, 1365 nt
Organism: Arxiozyma heterogenica
Lineage: Eukaryota; Fungi; Ascomycota; Saccharomycetes; Saccharomycetales; Saccharomycetaceae
Gene: GPD2
Product: glycerol-3-phosphate dehydrogenase (NAD(+)) GPD2
Exons: 1
Coding region: 1-1365 (454 amino acids)
Biological process (GO): carbohydrate metabolic process; glycerol-3-phosphate catabolic process
Cellular component (GO): glycerol-3-phosphate dehydrogenase (FAD) complex; nucleus; cytosol
Molecular function (GO): protein homodimerization activity; NAD binding; glycerol-3-phosphate dehydrogenase [NAD(P)+] activity
Source: RefSeq, a predicted model, not a curated record